Messenger RNA from Exaiptasia diaphana, 1455 nucleotides. RefSeq lists its product as uncharacterized. Lineage: Eukaryota; Metazoa; Cnidaria; Anthozoa; Actiniaria; Aiptasiidae. Bases 173 to 1444 code for a protein of 423 amino acids. The transcript has 4 exons. The record is from RefSeq and is a predicted model, not a curated record.
CUUUACUAUAAGUACUUAAUUCUAAUUACCACAAGAAACUAUGACAGCUGUAAUCGCGAAAUUAAGACAAGAACAAACAACGUUGAAACAGUAAUCGUUCUAAUACAUUCUUGAAGAAAAUUUAUGUAUACACAUUUUAUAACUUUAAAAGGAAGAGUUUUUGACAUUAUCCAUGGACAAAUCUGAUAGUUACCGGCUUGAGACACCGAAAAUGACGAAGAAGAGGAUUCUUAUCGCUGCUGCCAUCAUUGGUGUGAUAAGCUUGAUUUUCUUCAUUGCUGGGAUCGUCUUCUUCGUCCAUGGCAGCCGAAAGUCAUCAAACCAGCCCAAAAMAUCUAGCGACUAUUGUGGUUACUCAGAAGAAGCAAAGAGAAUUGGGCUGGAGAAGAUUUUACAGAAAGCUCAGGAUAGCUACUACAAACUGACUCCUGAAAUGAUUCACUUUAARCCAGGAGUAACUGAGAAGGAAUUGCGGAAAUAUUACAUACCAACUGAUUACACRCCCAAGAGACUUAAAGCCAGAACUGAUGCUAUACGACAGCUGUAUAAAGAACUAUUAGAAAACCUUAAAGUUGAUACCAAUAAGCUCAAGCAGCGAGAAAAGAAAGCCUUAGCUCAGCUCACAUUCUUUAUGAAAAACUCUUUYUCAUCAUUCGGUGAAGGGAACUAYUAYACUGGAGACUGGAUGAUGGGGCCUGACCAGUUUUGCUACAAAUCUAUAUGUUAUAUCGAGAAUGAGAUUCAUAAUGAAUUGGCAAAUUUCAAGCCGUCAACAGUCAAGGAGAUGGAAGCAUUUCGUGAUACGCUGAUCAAGUUAAACAAUACKUUUGGUCAGUAUGUUGAGAAUCUCAAGUUAGGUGUUAAAGCAGGCAUGGUUGGAUCACAAGAGGCUUGUUUAACUGGGUAUUACGCAAUCGGACAAAGAUAUCCAAACAUCUAUAGGGAUGGUGCAAAAGGCAUAUUUGAUGAAGUGUACGUCAAGGAUGUUUUAGAUCCCAAAUUCUUACUCAAACUACAAGACGACGUAAGACAACUUCUGUUAUGGCGUCAGAAAUAUGCCGAAAAAAAGCUGCAGGACUCGCUUCGAGAAUACUUACUAGAGUACCUGGGAAAACCCAUCGACAGAAUGCUCAAAUACCUUAAGUACGAGUACCAGUCGCACUGCGUCCCUAGUUCAGUGUCCAGCGGUCUAUCAUCGCUGCCCGUGCCAUUUAUCUACGUCAAUGGCUCCACUGACCGCGAUGUUCCAACCACCGGUAAACUGCCAACAGGAGAGAAGCUAAGCGGUGCUAAAGCCUAUGAAUACAUAUUAGAAUACUUUACUACAACUGAAUUGAGUCCAGACGAAGUGUUUGCGAUUGGAAACGAAACUUUACAUCAGCUGUACCCACAGGUAACAAAAAAAUUAACUUCACAUCGCAAUACACCAUAUAUCCAUUUAUAACUCAACACAAA